AUGGUUCUCUUUGGUAUAUUGAUGAUUCUCAACGUUCGUAAUAUUCGCAAUCGUGUUGUUCCGCAAUUCAUCAAUGCACGAAAUGAACGUUUACGUGCAAACAAUCGUCAAAUGAUUAUAAUGCUUUCAUUUCAAGUGUUGACCACUACCGUGUUCUCGACUCCUUUCGCUGUUACCAAUCUAUACGCUACAAUAGUUAUAACUAUUCUUAAAUACAAAUUAUCAGCGACUGGCAAUGCUAUUUACAACAUUAUAUCGAAUCUUUCUCGAUUACUUUAUUAUACCAAUCCCAUUAUUGGAUUUUAUAUUUAUACUCUUACUGGACCCAAAUUUCGCAAAGAAAUGAAACGAUGUGUUCGAUAUGGAUUGAAAUUUGCUUUAAUAAUAACUGGUUUAAAACAAUGUUUGUCGUUGAGAAUUCAACAAGAGUUAUUCGAUGAGAAUCAACUGGGUACUAUUGAUGAUUCAUUGGAAUUACGUAGAAGAGGAAAUACUAUUCACCCUAUUCAACGUCAGCGGACAAUGACGUAA
Molecule: messenger RNA, 531 nt
Organism: Adineta steineri
Lineage: Eukaryota; Metazoa; Rotifera; Eurotatoria; Adinetida; Adinetidae
Source: the annotation of a GenBank genome assembly